Molecule: messenger RNA, 1769 nt
Organism: Dendronephthya gigantea
Lineage: Eukaryota; Metazoa; Cnidaria; Anthozoa; Malacalcyonacea; Nephtheidae
Product: mitochondrial enolase superfamily member 1-like
Exons: 14
Coding region: 111-1490 (459 amino acids)
Biological process (GO): amino acid catabolic process; carbohydrate catabolic process
Molecular function (GO): magnesium ion binding; L-fuconate dehydratase activity
Source: RefSeq, a predicted model, not a curated record
AUGGUGGCCGUGCGGCGUUGGUGAAAUCAUUGGUGGAUGAAAUUCAAGACGUGCAAAUUCGAGCGAUGCGAGUGAUGAAAUAUUAAAGUGUCUGAAAGUAUCUUUCUAAUAUGUCUUUGGGUGUAAUUACAGACAUUUUAGUGCGAGAUAUCCGUUUUCCGACCUCGAAAGAAUCUCAUGGAAGUGAUGCUGUGCACAAAGAUCCAGAUUACUCCGCUGCAUAUGUCAUUAUCAAGACGGACCGUUUGGAUCAACUAGCAGGAUAUGGCUUGGCUUUUACACUAGGGCAAGGCACAGAAAUUGUUGCACUUGCAGUAAAGGCAUACAAGCCUUAUGUCACUGGAACAUCUUUGGAUGAGAUAUUUGAUAAUUUUUCAUUGUUUUGGAAGACACUUGUGAAUGAAGGCCAACUACGUUGGAUUGGACCAGAAAAAGGUGCAAUACACACUGCACUUGCUGGCAUUAUAAAUGGACUCUGGGAUUUGUGGGCCAGGAUUGAAGGAAAGCCUUUGUGGAAGUUUCUUGUUGACAUGGAUCCUGUGAAAUUGGUAUCAACAAUUGAUUUUCAUCACAUUGAUGAUGCAUUAACAAAACAAGAAGCUUUGGAAAUCUUAAGAAAGAAUUCAUCUUCAAAGAAUGAAAGAGAGCAGUAUAUCUUGAGACAUGGCUACCCAGCUUACAUCACCUCUGUUGGUUGGCUGGGAUAUGAUAAGGAAAAAAUAAAAAAUCUUUGUGAAAAGGCUUUAGCAGAUGGAUGGACAAGAUUUAAAAUGAAGGUUGGUGCUGAUAUUGAGGAUGAUAUUAAAAGAGCUUCAACCAUACGUGAUGUUAUUGGUUGGGAAAAUGAAUUGAUGAUGGACGCGAACCAGGUUUGGAAUGUGGAAGAAGCAAUUUCAAGGAUGAAAAAACUCGCUCGUUUCAAGCCAAAAUUUAUCGAGGAGCCCACCCACCCUGACGACAUUCUUGGUCACGCGAGUAUAGCCGAGGCUUUAAACCCCGAGGGUAUUGGUGUAGCUACCGGAGAAACAUGCCCCAAUCGAGUUAUGUUUAAGCAGUUUUUACAAGCCAAGGGGCUGCAAUAUUGUCAAAUUGAUAGUUGUCGUAUGGCUGGUUUGAAUGAGAUAUUAGUCGUUCUGCUGUUGGCAGCAAAAUAUCAAGUUCCUGUCUGGCCUCAUGCUGGUGGCCUGGGGUUAUGUGAGAUGGUGCAGCAUAUAUCGAUUUUUGAUUACAUAUCAGUUUCACCAACACUGGAAGACAAAGCAACGGAAUAUGCCGGUCAUUUGCAUGAACAUUUCGUGAAUCCUGCCGUAGUUGAAAAUGGGGCAUACCUCGCGCCUAAGUCCCCAGGCUACAGCACGGAGAUGUUGACGUCAUCUUUAGAUGAAUAUGAAUAUCCUAAUGGAAGUUAUUGGCAGAAAAAUACAGGAUUGGUGAGAUCAUGUGAUGACUUCGUGCCUUUCAAGAGGAGAAAACACGAGAAUGAUAUGUAAGCUUUAACGUGAUUUUAUCGCUAGGAAAUGAUUGUUUUAAAAUGAAUAGUAACAAAUAAAUUUUAUAGUAGGGACAUUUUUUAUUAAGUAGAUAAAAAUUAUAAAAUACAUUUGAAGGGUGAGUCUUCGCUAAUAUUUCACACAACAUUUUAGUAACUUUUGUUCAAGAGAUAGUUUGAAAAUGCUGCGUUCAAAAACUUUAGAAAAUAGAGUUAAAGGCAGGCAUUAGGGAUCAAGAGUCUAUACCAACACGAAUAAAAACGUUUAAGAUAUUUUUUG